This is a messenger RNA of Wasmannia auropunctata (little fire ant), 526 nucleotides long. RefSeq names its product long-chain fatty acid transport protein 1 (gene Fatp3). Gene Ontology annotation, biological process: triglyceride homeostasis. Gene Ontology annotation, molecular function: long-chain fatty acid transmembrane transporter activity; long-chain fatty acid-CoA ligase activity. The transcript has 2 exons. The record is from RefSeq and is a predicted model, not a curated record. Gene Ontology annotation, cellular component: endoplasmic reticulum. Bases 31 to 504 code for a protein of 157 amino acids. Lineage: Eukaryota; Metazoa; Arthropoda; Insecta; Hymenoptera; Formicidae.
AUCUUUUAUGUAUGUGUAAAUGACAUACAGAUGGAACACUACAGCAAUCGUAUAGGACGUUAUUUCCGCACCAGGCCAUUUUCUCAUUCUGACAGUAUAGCAGUCUUUAUGGAGAAUCGUCCUGAAUACAUCGCUACCUGGUUAGGUCUUAGCAAAGCUAAUUUUAUAGGGGCUUUAAUCAACACAAAUCUCCGUCGUGACGUACUUCUGCACAGCAUUAAAGCCGCCGGCUGCAAAGCUAUCAUUUUUGGGUCGGAAUUUAAGGAUGCGAUCCGUGACAUCAAGGAUAAAAUACCUGAUAUUGAGCUCUAUCAGUGGUCGGAGUUGACGGACACACCGAUUUUGGAAGGUGCGAUCGACCUUAACUCAAAACUCAGCAGCAUUGAGCCUGGACCUCUCAUAGUGCAAAUCGGCUACAGCAAUGCCCGGGACAAAUUGAUUUACAUCUAUACAUCUGGUACGACGGGAAUGCCAAAGGCUGCUGUUAUCAAUAAUUUGAGGUAAGUUCCUAUGGAUUGAUUAGCUA